AUAAGUGGCUAGCCACAGUUCCAAGCGUUAUUUAUCGUGUUUUAUUCGUGUGUAAAUGUGUGACUGAAUAUAUUAAAAAUAAUGUCAUUAAUAACAACCUUCUCGAAACAUUUGAACAGGAUUCAACCGGGACUCAGUUAUACCAGCUCCAAUAUGCCUUGCCCCUUUUUGGCCCGUUUAAGCCAAAAUUAUAUCAGAAACUAUAGUCCUGUGUUGCUUAAAAUGUACGGGGCCCAGUGCCCUGUACUUUCCAGGAAUAUGAGCAACAUCGCCAACAACGAACACCAAAAAUCUAAUCAAGAAGCGUCUAAAAAUCCUUGCCCCUUUUUGAACGAAGUCAACGAUGUCAUCAAAGAAGUCAAGAAUGAUGACACCAUUGAAUGUGAAAAGAAAUCUGAAAGUGACAGCGUUUUUGCCUAUGACAAGUUUUUCCAUCAGCAAAUCAUGAAAAAAAAGAAAGAACAUUCCUAUCGUAUCUUCAAGAAAGUCAACAGGCUGGCAGGUCCGGGUCAGUUCCCCAAUGCAAUGGAAUACACCUGGGGCGAGAAGCCCAUAAAAGUGUGGUGCUCCAAUGACUAUUUGGGCAUGUCAUGUCACCCUGAGGUGAAAAAUGCAGUCAAGGAUGCCUUAGAGAAAUAUGGUACGGGUGCCGGUGGUACCAGGAAUAUUUCCGGUAAUUCGACCUUGCAUGAACAACUUGAAAGUACCAUAGCCAAGUUGCAUCAGAAAGAAGGCGCACUUUUGUUCACUUCCUGUUUUGUUGCUAAUGAUUCCACGUUGUUUACCUUAGCUAAAGCACUGCCAGGCUGUCACAUCUUCUCGGACGCCGGGAACCACGCGUCGAUGAUCCAGGGCAUCCGCAACAGCCAAGUAUCGAAGCACAUCUUCCGGCACAACGAUCCCCAACACCUUGAGGAGCUGCUCAAGAAGGUGGACGUUGGCGUACCUAAAAUUGUGGCCUUUGAAACCGUACAUUCCAUGUCGGGGGCUGUCUGUCCCCUGGAGGAGCUGUGCGACAUCGCCCACAAAUACGGCGCCCUGACUUUCGUCGACGAGGUCCAUGCGGUGGGCCUUUACGGACACCACGGCGCCGGAAUCGGAGAACGCGACCACAAGCUGCAUAAAAUGGACAUUAUUUCCGGAACUUUGGGCAAGGCUUUCGGAAACGUCGGAGGUUACAUUGCUGCCAAUGCAGUCCUAAUCGACAUGAUAAGGUCGUACGCCGCCGGUUUUAUUUUUACAACGUCGCUGCCUCCUCCCGUCCUGGCUGGCGCCAGGAAAGCCAUAGAGAUCCUGGCCUCCGACGAGGGCCGGGAACUGAGGAAAAAGCACCAGGACAACGUGAAGUACUUAAGGAAUACGUUGCUCAGGAACGGUUUCCCGGUGGAACACACGCCCAGUCACAUCAUUCCAAUCAAAAUCGGUAAUCCGGCCCAAUGUGGCAUGGUUUGCGACACGCUACUGAAGGAGAAAGGUCACUACAUCCAAGCCAUUAACUACCCGACCGUCGCGAGGGGCGAGGAAAAGCUGAGGCUGGCGCCUACGCCCCAUCAUUCCGUCGCCCUGAUGGACGAAUUGGUUAGCGACUUGAAGGAGGUGUGGACCCAAUUGGAGCUACCCUUCACCGGUCUCCAAUGUGAAAAAGAAUGCCAGUUCUGUCAGAAACCAAUUUUAUUCGAUUACUUCGAAAGUAGAACACGCAAUGUGCCUAACACCGUAAUUUGUCAAGUGCCGAAUUGUCCUCAACUAAUCACUGCCACAGCGUAAUACGUAUCGCUAUUAAUAAACGGGUGUUGGAAGUCUCUCUCAAGUAUUAGCUUCAGAUGUUUGUUCAUCUUUAAAAAUUACAAUGAUAAUAAAUAAAAUGCCUUUUUAUUUUUGUAUGUUUCUUUGAAGUAAAUAUAUUCUUGUUGCUUAGUCUUA
This is a messenger RNA of Aethina tumida (small hive beetle), 1923 nucleotides long. RefSeq names its product 5-aminolevulinate synthase, erythroid-specific, mitochondrial-like. The transcript has 9 exons. Gene Ontology annotation, molecular function: 5-aminolevulinate synthase activity; pyridoxal phosphate binding. Gene Ontology annotation, cellular component: mitochondrion; mitochondrial matrix. The coding region runs from base 82 to 1767 and encodes 561 amino acids. The record is from RefSeq and is a predicted model, not a curated record. NCBI's taxonomy places the organism in Eukaryota, Metazoa, Arthropoda, Insecta, Coleoptera, Nitidulidae. Gene Ontology annotation, biological process: erythrocyte development; heme biosynthetic process; hemoglobin biosynthetic process.